Vanessa atalanta (red admiral) is the source of this 922-nucleotide messenger RNA. RefSeq names its product ribosomal RNA processing protein 36 homolog. The transcript is spliced from 4 exons. The coding region runs from base 157 to 873 and encodes 238 amino acids. The record is from RefSeq and is a predicted model, not a curated record. Gene Ontology annotation, cellular component: nucleolus; 90S preribosome. Gene Ontology annotation, biological process: maturation of SSU-rRNA from tricistronic rRNA transcript (SSU-rRNA, 5.8S rRNA, LSU-rRNA). Lineage: Eukaryota; Metazoa; Arthropoda; Insecta; Lepidoptera; Nymphalidae.
CAAAUGUCAUUUAGGAAAUAAAAUUUAAAAUCAAGUGAGGGUCAUUUACUUGUAAUAGGUAUUAGGUUAUAUUGAAGUAAAUAAAUUAAUAUCGUAAUCAGUAUUUUUUAAAUAUCAUUCAUAUAUACUGAGAUUUGUAGCUUGGAAUUAAAAAUAAUGGAAGACAGUGAUGGAUUUGUUAAUAAUUCUGACGAGGAACAAGACGAUGAGCGUUUAGCUAUAAAAAAGGAAUUAUCUACACUAUCAUUUGAAGCUCUACAGAAACUUAAAGAGAAAGUUGGGUCAAAAGUAUAUAAGCAAGCUAUAUUUGGAGAAAAUAAAAAAGUACCAAAUGCGCCGAAAGUUUUUAAGCGAGAAAAUAAAAACAGGCCGAGAGAGAUGAGCUCAAAGAGGCCUGUGCGAAUGUUACGAGAGGCUGUUACUGUUAAGAAAAAUGAAAUUCGUGACCCAAGAUUCGAUCCUUUAUGUGGCACUUUUGAUAAGAAGGAAUUUUCUGAAAACUAUGGUUUUCUCUCUAACAUUCGCAUAAAUGAUAUUAAAGCUAUAAGAGCAGAAUUGAGGAAAACAACAGAUCCUGAAAAAGAACAGAGUCUGAGGAGGCUAUUGCAGCGUUUGAAUGAUCAACAUAAAGACACCAAAAAGAAGAAGAAAGAGAGGGAUAUAUUAGAAAAACACAAGGAUGAAGUUGAGACAGAUUUCAGAAGUGGAAAGCAACCACACUUCAAAAAUAAAUCUGAGUUACGCGUCGAGUCACUUGUUAAGCAGUAUGAAGAAUUAAAGAAGAAAGGCACAGGUCGCAUCCAGAGGCAUCUUAAGCGUAGACAACAGAAGAUUAAAAAACGUUCUAUUAGAACUCCAAUGGGAGAAAGUUGACAAUGUUCAUUUAUAAUAAGAUAUUAUUAAAAUAAAACGUUUAAACAAA